Messenger RNA from Lottia gigantea (owl limpet), 504 nucleotides. RefSeq lists its product as hypothetical. The annotation marks the transcript as partial. Lineage: Eukaryota; Metazoa; Mollusca; Gastropoda; Lottiidae. The record is from RefSeq and is a predicted model, not a curated record. The transcript has a single exon.
GAAAGGGAUAGAUUGGCUAUCGAACAAGCGGCUCGGGCCAGGAUUCGUGGAUCCUCCGCAUUACGUAAGGAACAUUUAAAACACGAAUAUGCUGCAUUAGUAGAAGAUUUGAGUUUGUUACAGCGCGCUGACAGACGUAGGCGACAAGAAAUAGUCGCUGACUUGCCAAAACAAGUUUUUAUCCCUCCAGAUCGUAGACUCGUUGAAAAAAAUCAGGAUCAGAAAAAUAUGGAGAAACAUUUUGAAGAUUUAUAUCUGGAUGGACUGGACAAGGGAGACAACUUAUUAAUGUCCUUAGUUCCAGAGCCAGUUCCUGAUUCGCCACGAUCUUCACACCUUCUUGAUCUAUCCGCUCAAAACACACCUGAAAAAUUACCAAAACCACAAAAUACAAACUCGCUAGAUUCACAUUCUACAAUUACAGACGAGGAUGAUUCUAAACUUCACGAGAAAAGAGAAACGGUUUUGCGCAAACUUUUAAAUCGUAUUCACGAACAGCGUGAU